This is a messenger RNA of Laetiporus sulphureus 93-53, 774 nucleotides long. RefSeq lists its product as uncharacterized. Lineage: Eukaryota; Fungi; Basidiomycota; Agaricomycetes; Polyporales; Laetiporaceae. Bases 107 to 508 code for a protein of 133 amino acids. The record is from RefSeq and is a predicted model, not a curated record. The transcript has a single exon.
UAGUGUAUUAUGGAGUGCGAAGUCGGCAUUAAUGUGCCUGGCCCGCCGGCCGACGAUUAUCUCUUUAGUGAUCUAAAGUAGGGCGUCCUUCUGUACGCCCUUUUUUAUGGUCGUGAGAGCCUGGGGGAUCGCUCUAAGUGCCAUGUUCUCGUGCCUGACUUCUUUGUUCCUGCUUGCUCCGUCAUCGCUGACCCCGUCGAGGGCACGUACUAGACAGACACGCUGUCCAAGGGGACACAGUCAAAUUUGGUUCCCCGACAGCAAGUCUGACAUCAGCACAGCUUCUCGUCGCAACCGCGGCCGCCGCUCCGUGGCUGCAUCAAGUCGCUCUCGCCCUGGCCACAAGGACCCAUGGUCCUCUAUGCGUUUCGUGGCGGACACGCCCAUGCUGACUUGUCGUCGCGAAGUGCCGUUGCAAAGUGACAUUUCCUGCUUCCCACUUCAAUGCUUCAGAUGGCACGUUCUGAUCUCUCACCGAGGAGAUCCGCUGCGAGAACAUCACCAGUAAUGAAUCUUCACAGCCGAACGCGUGAAGGAGUGGAGAUUAUUACACGCGGGCUUCGCAAGCCACGCGUUGUAAAUUAAAAUUAUAAUAUUACUCCCGGAGUGAACGAGGCAGGCCGCCAAGGGUGAGCUCCCGGAAAGACUCCCAUACUUGUGGGCCAUAAGAAUAGUACCACAGGCCAAAGCACGCACCGCCUAGAUGUGCAUAAUGGUCGAAGAGCCUAGACGACAGACAAAUAUAAGUCAAGACGGAGGCCGCUCGCCAGGAAC